AUGCUACCCUCACGCGUGGGGCCGUCGCGCAUCCUGAACGGCUCAACGCGAUGCUCUGCACGCCAGUGCACUUGGGGAAGAUUAUCCAGGAGCUUGCCCAGCACCAGCACCAGUCGACAGAUAACUAGCUGCAACAGAUAUGGCGGCACACUGUCUCUGGGUCAAAGACCGUCCUGUGAGCUUCCCCAGAUCCAACGCCAGGUCCGGGGUAAGAAGACCAAGACGGUGGUGAGCCUGGAUGACCUUCCCCAGGGCGUGAUUCGCUCAGAUGCACUGCCAGCUCUGGAGGACGAACCACCAGUCGUGCCGUCCUAUCCUACGGUCGUUCUGCAGGCGCGUCGGAACAUGCAAAAGUUUGACAAUUGCGUCUUGUUGACACGGGUGGGCGGUUUCUAUGAGCUCUACUUUGAGCAUGCGGAGGAAUAUGGCCCGCUGCUGAAUCUCAAGGUUGCUAAGAAGAAGACGGCCGCUGGGUCAGUAUCAAUGGCCGGGUUCCCUUUCUUCCAAUUAGAUCGAUUCCUCAAGAUCUUGGUUCAGGACCUGAAUCGAUACGUCGCCGUUGCGGAGGAGUUCCCUAACAAUGCGCCCGAGAAAGUCAAGUCUGGUGGCCUAAUGCACGAUCGAAAGGUCGCGCGCAUAAUCACCCCAGGCACGCUCAUCGACGAGCAGUUCAUGGAUCCAUACGCCAACAACUAUGUCAUGGCUAUACAUCUGCCGAGAGACCAGACGGCCGCUGAAGAGGGGCCGGAUCCUUCUCCUGCUGGUGCUGCUGCUCUUGGGUCUGUCUCGGAUGCCGUGUCUCCUGAUGCGGCUGCGGAUGUCUCCGCGCCCAUCGGCCUCGCGUGGUUGGACCUAUCGACAGGUCACUUCUUCACACACGCCACGAAAUUGAGCUCUUUAGGCUCGAUGCUCUCCCGUAUCUCCCCGAGGGAGGUCGUAUUGGACGAGGACUUGCAAUCCGACACCGGUCACGAGAUAUUCUCCAUCCUUGCCGAGGAGGGGCAUCUCAUCACGUACGCGCCCCAGGGUGAGCUGACGGCUAUCUCCGACUGGGCACCCAUGCUCGAGUCCGAGAUCCCACCGCAGAGUGUAGAAACGUUCACCCAAGAUGAGGUCAGGGCGGGGAGCCUUCUGCUGCACUACGUCAAGGACCGGCUGCAGGGGAUCAGUAUGAAGCUGCAGCCUCCACUGCGUCACGAGACCAUGCAGGUGAUGAAUAUUGACAAGAAUGGCAUGCGCUCUCUCGAGAUCAAGCAGACCAUCCGAGACGGCGGGUUCCGUGGCAGCCUGCUGCACGCCAUCAGGAGGACAGUGACAAAGAGCGGCGCCCGCCUGCUCAACGAAUGGCUCAGCGCGCCUUCUUCUUCUUUAGAUGUCAUCCGUUUCCGCCAGGACCUUGUAGCCUGCUUCAUUGCCGACGAAUCACUACGAGAAGGUAUCACACUGCUAUUACGACGAAGCCAUGACUCCCAGAGGCUGGUACAGAAAUUUGCGCUGGGCAGGGGAGAUCCGGACGAUCUCGUGGAUCUGGCCAGCACCAUCAAGGCUACAGAAGACAUUGUCCUUCUGCUCCUGGGAGCUGUUCCUGCUCAUGAUGCUGAACCGCCCGCAGAGAAGGACUGUCUCCGAAAAAUGACCGAGCGCAUCGUCCUCGACAGCCCGCGCAAGCUCGCCCGCCGGAUCCGCGAAGCUAUCGAUGAGGAGGGUAUCGUUCAGCAGCACCAGAUGGACGAUGACGAAGCCAGCAGUAUGACUGCGCUGGCCCAGGCGGUGGUCGACACCGAGGGCGCAGCCGAGGACUCCUCCCUCCUCCCCAAAUCCGCCAAGAAGCGCAAGCCCGUCUCCAUCCGCGACUACUAUGGCGAAGACAACGAAGUAUGGAUAAUGAAGCCAGACGCCAGCCCCCACCUGAAGCGUCUGCACGCCGAGCUCGAAUCCCUCCUGGCCGAGCGCGACGCGCUCGCCGAGAACCUGCGCACACGGCUCGAGGCGCCCUCGCUCACACUCAAGUGGACGCCCGGGCUCGGCCACAUCGCGCACAUCAAGGGCCGGCGCGACCUCAGGAACGCCAGCCUGUCAGACAUCCCGAACCUGACGGGCCGCUCGACGGCGUCCUCGCGCUCGUUUCACCUGCCCGAGUGGACAGAGCUGGGCCGCCGGCUGGACCAGGCCCGCCUGCAGAUCCGUGCCGAGGAGCAGCGCGUCUUCGCCGAGCUCAGGCAGCAGACCGUGCUCAAUAUCGUCAAGCUGCGCCGGAACGCGGGCGUGCUGGACGAGCUGGACAUUGCGACCUCGUUCGCGCGACUGGCUGUCGAGGGUAACCUCGUCCGGCCGGUCCUGAACAACGGCACGGCGCAUGUCAUUGUGGGCGGCCGACACCCGACCGUCGAAGGCGGGCUGAGGGAGGCUGGCAGGACGUUUACGAGCAAUGAUUGUUUCGUGGGCGCCGGCUCAUCAGCAUCAGCAUCAUCAUCAUCAUCAUCAUCACAACAACACGGUCGGGUCUGGCUCAUCACAGGCCCCAACAUGGCCGGCAAAUCGACCUUCCUCCGACAAAACGCCCUCAUCACAAUCCUCGCGCAGAUCGGCUGCUACGUGCCAGCCUCGUACGCGGAGAUGGGCAUCGUAGACGCCAUGUUCAGCCGCGUGGGCUCCGCCGACAAUCUGUACCGCGACCAGAGCACCUUCAUGGUCGAGAUGCUCGAGACGGCCACCAUCCUGCGGCAGGCCACGCCCCGCUCGUUUGUCAUCAUGGACGAGAUCGGGCGGGGCACGACCCCGGAGGACGGGUGCGCCGUGGCGUUUGCGUGCCUGCAUCACCUGGUCACGUUGAAUCGGUGCCGGACGCUGUUUGCAACGCACUUUCACGGGGUCGCUGAUCUGGUGGCAGAGCACGGGAUGCGGGUAGAGGACGGAGGGGACAAGGGGACCGUGGAGAUGUAUUGUACGGAUGUGGCCGAGGACGAGCAAGGAGGGUUUGCCUAUGUGCACAAGCUACGGAGGGGCAUCAACCGACAGAGCCAUGCGCUCAAGGUCGCGAGGCUGGCAGGACUGCCUGAGGCGGCGAUGCGUACAGCGAGGGAGGUCUUGGUCCCUCAGCAGGAGAAGACGACGACAGUGAACAAGCUGGGGGGGUAGAGCGCCACAUGUCAAAAUUACAAGUCCGAGCGGCUGGGUGAGAGUCACUAUACAUGUCCAUGGGGCAAAGAGACCCGUGGGUCAUGCGAGAGAGAAAUCUGUACAACUUUUCCGUGCGUUAGCAAAUAUACCCCCCACUAUGCAACG
Molecule: messenger RNA, 3285 nt
Organism: Cryphonectria parasitica EP155
Lineage: Eukaryota; Fungi; Ascomycota; Sordariomycetes; Diaporthales; Cryphonectriaceae
Exons: 3
Coding region: 1-3138 (1045 amino acids)
Biological process (GO): mismatch repair
Cellular component (GO): nucleus
Molecular function (GO): mismatched DNA binding; ATP binding; ATP-dependent DNA damage sensor activity
Source: RefSeq, a predicted model, not a curated record